Messenger RNA from Carassius gibelio (silver crucian carp), 1009 nucleotides. RefSeq names its product leucine-rich repeat LGI family member 2-like. Gene Ontology annotation, molecular function: protein binding. The transcript is spliced from 7 exons. Bases 224 to 1009 code for a protein of 261 amino acids. Gene Ontology annotation, biological process: inhibitory synapse assembly. The record is from RefSeq and is a predicted model, not a curated record. NCBI's taxonomy places the organism in Eukaryota, Metazoa, Chordata, Actinopteri, Cypriniformes, Cyprinidae.
CUGCACUGUAAGUGAUUUCAUGUGGACUUUGAUGACGCAAGAGUAAAAGUCUCUCCAUUCUCUAAAAUGGAAGAUACAUUUUCUUAUUUCUAUUAAAAAGAUUGCACAUAUUUCAGGAUUCCUGACUGAAUUAUCGCAUUAAUCAUGUUCGAGGCUGUUUACCCAGCAUCCACCGAUGUUGGGCGCACUAAUAAAUAAAUAAGUCGCGAGACCGAGACUGCUGAUGUCAGGAGCUUCAGUGCUGCAUUUACUGCUGCAGGGUGGACGGAUUCACACAUGCAACAUGCAGACCGUCGUGAUCAUAUCGGCGCUGGUGUUAUGCCUGGCAUCUUCAGGGAACGCGGGGAAAAAGGUGUUUAAAUGCCCUUCCUCGUGCAGCUGCUCCAAGGAGUCUAUUAUCUGCGUCGGGUCUUCGUAUGUCUUGCGAUUCAUUCCCAACGAUGUCAGUUCACUGAGUAUUGUGAAUGGGACCUUCUCUGAGAUCAAGGAGGCGAUGUUCUCACACAUGCCAUCUUUACAGUUACUGUUGCUGAACUCCAAUGCUCUCACUACAAUACGGGACGAUGCAUUUUCUGGCCUUCCGCACCUGGAGUACCUGUUUAUAGAAAACAACAAGAUUGAAACAACAUCAAAAUACUCUUUCAGAGGACUUAGGGAUUUGACUCAUCUGUCUUUGGCAAACAACAACAUUAAAGCUUUGCCCAGAGAUCUAUUCACUGAUCUGGACUCACUGAUAGAGCUAGACCUGAGGGGCAAUGUGUUUGAGUGUGACUGCCGAGCGAAGUGGCUGAUGAUGUGGUUAAAGAGCACGAACGCCACUGUAUCAGACGUCCUCUGCGCCGGUCCCGAGGAGAUGAAGGGGAAACGGCUCAAUGACAUGACGAGCUUACAUAACGAAUGCGUCUCUACAGGAAAACCUUCAUUGGAGACUGGAGGACUGCAGCUCAGUUCCACUGCCACACUGCAAGCCCCGGUCUCUCUGUCUCUGUCUUUCUGUUUCGCCUCUUAA